This is a messenger RNA of Tupaia belangeri chinensis (Chinese tree shrew), 1290 nucleotides long. RefSeq names its product renin binding protein (gene RENBP). Gene Ontology annotation, biological process: carbohydrate metabolic process. The record is from RefSeq and is a predicted model, not a curated record. Gene Ontology annotation, molecular function: isomerase activity. Lineage: Eukaryota; Metazoa; Chordata; Mammalia; Scandentia; Tupaiidae.
CACGAGACUGGGACCAAACUCCGUCCGGUUUCCUGGAAGAGAGGGAGGGAUGAGCGGGGGUCUCCAAGAGCGCAAGGCCAGUGGUGGGGCUGGUGCGGGGUGCUGUCCUGGAGGGUGCCAGGGGCUGCUGGGAUGAGGAGCCCUGCGCAGAGGACAUGGAGAAGGAGCGGGAGCCUCUGCAGGCCUGGAAGGAGCGUGUGGAGCAGGAGCUGGACCGCGUGGUGGCCUUCUGGAUGGAGCACUCCCACGACCGGGAGCACGGGGGCUUCUUCACGUGCCUUGGCCGUGAUGGCCAGGUGUACGAUGACCUCAAGUACGUCUGGCUGCAGGGGAGACAGGUGUGGAUGUAUUGCCACCUGUACCGCAAGUUUGAGCGCUUCCACCACUCUGAGCUUCUGGACACGGCAAAAGCAGGUGGUGAGUUUCUGCUGCGUUAUGCCCGGGUGGCACCUCCUGGCAAGAAGUGUGCCUUUGUGCUGACGAGGGAUGGCCGCCCGGUCAAGGUGCAGCGGACCAUCUUCAGCGAGUGUUUCUACACCAUGGCCAUGAACGAGCUGUGGAGGGUGACAGGGGAAGCGCGGUACCAGAGCGAAGCGGUGGAGAUGAUGGAUCAGAUCGUCCACUGGGUGCGGGAGGACCCAGAAGGUCUGGGCCGGCCUCAGCUCCCCGGGGCCCCCGCCACGGAGCCCAUGGCAGUGCCCAUGAUGCUACUCUACCUGGCACAGCAGCUUGGGGAGAACGAGGACGAGCUGGCCAGCAAAUAUGAGGAGCUGGGCGACUGGUGUGCCCAGAGAAUUCUGCAGCAUGUCCAGAGGGAUGGACAAGCUGUGCUGGAGAAUGUGUCAGACAGUGGCCAGGAACUUUCUGGUUGCCUGGGGAGGCACCAGAACCCAGGCCACGCUCUGGAAGCCGGCUGGUUCCUGCUCCGUCAUGCCACACGGAAGGGCGACCUCCAGCUCCGAGCCCACGUUAUCGACAAGUUCUUACUGCUGCCCUUCCGCUCCGGGUGGGAUCCCGAUCACGGAGGCCUUUUCUACUUCCAGGAUGUUGAUGAGCUUUGCCCCACCCAGCUGGAGUGGGCCAUGAAGCUCUGGUGGCCACACAGCGAAGCCAUGAUCGCCUUUCUCAUGGGCUACAGUGACAGUGGGGACCCUGCCUUGCUGCACCUCUUCUACCAGGUGGCCGAGUACACUUUCCGCCAGUUUCGAGAUCCUGAGUACGGGGAAUGGUUUGGCUACCUAAACCAGGAAGGAAAGGUCGCCCUCACCAUCAAGGGGGGUCCUUUCAAAG